AUGGAUUAUUUUCGUAGGAACGUUUUACCAUCUCGCCUCGUUACCCGUCAAGUCAAGUUCCUUCAACCACAAAAACUUGCGUUAAGAAAUUCAAAUCCUGUUCUAUUUCAAUCGUCGAAAUCUUACACAAAUUCUACAUUUAAUUUCCUUCUUAACACCCCUUUCGAUGAGUCUACUUCAUCUUCCAACCUAAAUAGAUACCUGGGUAAAAUCGGAAAAGGUUUUGUAAUACGGCUUCCGACUGCUAUAUAUGCGAAAUUAGUCGUGGCUGGCAUUGUUAGUUUAGAGUCGGUGGAAACACAUGCAAUGAACGUCUUCUCAAUAACACAGUGGAAAAGAAUUGCAUCAAGAGAAGUAGAACAAGAUAAGGACAACGGUAUACAGGGUGGAAUGGGUGUCAUAUACGUUGAUGUUCCAUCUGAUUUCGAAGACUUGUAUUUGAAGAAAAUAUUUCUAUCACAGAACAUUGAGACGAAAAAUCUUGGGUAUAACUAA
Messenger RNA from Funneliformis mosseae, 495 nucleotides. Lineage: Eukaryota; Fungi; Glomeromycota; Glomeromycetes; Glomerales; Glomeraceae. The record is from the annotation of a GenBank genome assembly.